Osmerus eperlanus (European smelt) is the source of this 3348-nucleotide messenger RNA. RefSeq names its product death-associated protein kinase 2-like. Gene Ontology annotation, cellular component: nucleus; cytoplasm. The coding region runs from base 387 to 1472 and encodes 361 amino acids. Gene Ontology annotation, molecular function: ATP binding; protein serine/threonine kinase activity. The transcript has 12 exons. Gene Ontology annotation, biological process: intracellular signal transduction; protein phosphorylation; positive regulation of apoptotic process. Lineage: Eukaryota; Metazoa; Chordata; Actinopteri; Osmeriformes; Osmeridae. The record is from RefSeq and is a predicted model, not a curated record.
GUUCAACCAGUCUUUCAACUCCGGUACUCCACCACACAAAUCGGGAAAGUCGACGCGCAGUGUGACCAGUCAGUAAUAUAACAGCAGUCUUUAUCGCAUUUUAAAAUCUGAGUUUGCAUGAGGAAAUAUUAACGAUUACACUAAGGCAACAGACUUGUAUUUAUGGAUGAAAAAAAAGCAUCUGCCGGGUUUCACACAAACAGUGCAACUUGCUACAUGGGCAUAGUUUAGCCAACAGUAGUCUACAUUGAGAAACGACUAAAGGCCACAGAAAAGCGAUUUUGACAUUCUAUCUAUAUUUGGAAUGCAGUAGCUGUGGACGGAGACGAGAGACAGAGACAUAGAGGGGGAGGGAGGCACGAAGGAGGCGAAGAAAGAGAAACGGCAUGGCUCAGUUUAAACUACAGAAUGUAGAGGAUUUCUAUGAGAUCGGAGAAGUGCUUGGAAGUGGGCACUUUGGGCAGGUGCGCGCGGUGCGGGAGCGCUCCUCGGGCGUCCGCUGGGCGGGCAAGUUCCUGAAGCUGCGGCGAAGCGCCAGCAGCCGCCUGGGCCUGGAGAGGCGGAGCGUGGAGCGCGAGGUGGAGAUCCUGCAGGCGCUGCAGCACGUCAACGUCAUGGCCCUGAAGGACGUGUUCGAGAGCCGUGUCGAGGUGGUGCUCGUCGUGGAGCUUAUCUGUGGUGGAGAGCUGUUUGAUUUCAUAGCUGAGAAGGAGAACCUGUCAGAGGAGGAGGCCAUCGAGUUCCUGAAGCAAAUCCUCAAGGGAGUCGGCUUCAUGCACAGUAAACACAUUGCACACUUUGACCUUAAGCCAGAGAACAUUAUGCUGGCAGACAAGACGGUCCCCCACCCCCACAUCAAGAUUAUUGACUUUGGACUGGCCCAACGCCUCACACAGGGAGAAGAAUACAAGAGCCUCUGUGGAACUCCACAGUACAUUGCCCCGGAGGUGAUCAACUAUGAAGCCCUCAGUGAGGCAGCUGAUAUGUGGAGCAUCGGUGUUAUAACUUACAUAUUGUUGAGUGGCAUGUCCCCAUUCCAAGGAGACAAAGACGAGGAGACGCUACGCAACAUCGUGGGGAUGAUCUACGAGUUUGAAGAUCAGUAUUUCAGCCAAACCAGUGUCAUGGCCAAAGACUUUAUCGAGAAGCUGCUCAUUAAGGACCCAAUAGAGAGAAUGACGGCAGAUGAAUGUUUACUACACCCCUGGAUAAAGCCACUGACGCGCAAACAAGCAGCCAACCGAAGCCGCUCGUCCAUCAACAUGAAGAAUUUCAAGAAGUUCAACGCCAAGAGGAAGUGGAAGAUGUCUUACAACAUGGUGUGGGCUUGCAACAGACUAUGUCGCCUGAAGCUGCUUUGUAAGACGAGAGCCCAGGAGGAUGAUGACAUGAGAAAGUGUGAGAGUGAUCAGGAAGACACAGAGACCAAGCCUGCCUCAAUGAUUCGCCGAAGACUUAGCAGCAGUUCCUAAAGCCGCCCAUCAGAGGUCGCCAAAGCACAAACAUGUGCAAUGAGGGUCCAGGGGCUGACUUUUAGUACCUCACUUCCUGAAGGGACAGGAGCAAAUACUUGUUGUGAGUGAUGCACAAAAAUCAGCACAGUCAUUGAAAAUUGCAGGACCUGAUUGAUUCCUUGUAAAGGUCAAUGUGCUGACAGAGUUAGUGUUUGGCUUCAAUAUACGGAAUUGAGAUCACAUAUGAAGGUUGCUGGCUAUAGAAACGUUAGAAAAAUGCAUAGUAUUUUGAAUUACUUUUGUGUGAGUGUUAACCUCAUUAUGAAUCAAAUUACAAUGCAUAGGAUCAAGGCAUUUUAGACUGAUAAAUAAGAAGCAUGCUGUUGUCUAGCAAUAACUGUAGUUGUAGUAGUACAAGACUACUAGAAGAUAGUAAAGGAUUGUAGCAAUUCAAAUAUAUUGUCAGUCAGUGCCUUUUGAAUUGUAACAGAUAUUUAAGAACAACUAGUAAAAGUAUUUAAGUAUUUCCUAAUGUGAAACCUGUCAGCUAAACCGAAUGCCUUACAUAAGAACCAAAUCCAAACCUGAGAUUUGUGUGCCAACCCUUUUGCACUGACUGUGCAUUGAAGUGUGAAAGAACGGUGCUGUUAUUGUAGCCAAGCCCUCUUUUGGUCCAAAGUAACAUUUCUUAUGUCAAACUACAUCUCACAAUCAAUCAGGCUUACCUUCAUACAAUUUUACACAAACCAUUCUCAAUUUCAUAAUUUUCUUGAGAGAAACCACACUCGUAUUAACCAGUGAUGCCUCACAAAUGUGUUACAGCCCUAAAACCUCACCUGAAGAACCUUACACAAUACAAGUGCGGUGGUUUACACAAAAAGUAAUGUUUACCCUGAAUAGGAAUAGUUAAAUGGUUAUAUAUAAGAAUAGUUCAAGACAAAAUCAAUGUAUUUAUUACACAUAUGUGAGGUGCAGGUGUCUGUUACACUCAAGUUGAAUAUCACAGAAGACUGAAAAAUGAACACAGAAAAUCAAGGGAGUAUGGUAUCACAAUAUGGGAGGAUACACAAUGAUUAGCAUUUGCAGGCACAGAGAAAGAACAAUGUGUGCUAGAUAGCUUUUGUUUAGGUCUUUUGAUAGAAAUGGCCUUGUCGCUCCUUCUAUUUUCCUCAUUCAAAGUUGCAUGACAUUAUACACUUUGGAAAUAUUGUGACCUCUGACUUACAUUAGUGACACAGGCCUUUCCUAGUCACAUCUUACAAAGACCUAACUAAUGGCUAUGCAGGCAUAAGAAAACAGCAUAAUGACAGUUUAUCAAUGAUACAAGAAACAUAAUUAAUAGAUAGGCAUACUUCUCUCCUGGACAUAACCAAGGGUCAUGUGCUCAUGAGCUUAGUAUUGCAAGGUAUAGAUCAAACAUUGUUUAUUAUAUUCAGAACAUUUCAAACAGUGUAAAAGUAAUAAAAUAAUCAUUAUCUGAAAUUGUUGUUAACUGAUCAGUGGUUUAAGGACAGACCUCUUCAACCCAUACAAAUUAUUACUUUAACAACCAUGACGUCACCCAAGAAAUGUAGUCGCACAUUUUGUUUCUGCAGAGUAUGACAGUGGUAUGGUGGCGGUAUUCAUAACAUGUUGUUUACAUGUAUCUUAUACAUUUCUUAUGUAGCUCUUUUCAACUUUGCUUGAAAAAAGUGUAGUUUCUUUGUUGGGCAAAGGCCAAUUAGCUAAUUGUCUCAUUUUAAAUGUGUGUGUGUGUGUGUGUGGGGGGGGGGGGUGGUAAAGCCAUAAGUCCCAUUGUGUCACUGUUGUGGCUCUGAAUGUCCAAGACUGACCAGUAUCUGUUUUCAUAGUUGUUUGAAUUGUGUGACAUAUAAUUAAAGAAAACAUAAGCACA